AUGGAAUUUAAAAUGCAUGACUGUUAUCAUGAGUUGGAUGCUGGAGUGACCUGUUCAGGACAUGUUGAGCUCCAGCUGGUUGGAGGGGACAGUGCCUGCUCAGGACGUGUGGAAGUAAGACAUAGAGACACCUGGGCUACAAUCUGUGAUGCACACUUUGAUCUCAAAGCUGCCAGUGUUAUCUGUAAAGGACUACAGUGUGGAACAGCUGUAUCUAUCCCAGGAGGAGCUCAAUUCGGAAAAGGACAAGGACCAAUCUGGACUGAGGAAUUCCAGUGUGUAGGGAAUGAGUCAUACCACGUGUACUGUCCCAGGAUAUCAUACGGGAAUCAGACGUGCUCACAUGCAAAUGAUGCCAGUGCCAUAUGCUCACGGCACACAGGUUUCCGGCUGGUGAAUGGCAGCACACUGUGCUCAGGAAGGGUGGAGAUCCAGGUUCUUGGUGACUGGGGAACCCUCUGUGACUCACGCUGGGAUUUACCAGAUGCCAACGUUCUCUGUCAUCAGCUCAACUGUGGAUUGGCUGUAUCAGCUCCAGGGGAAGCAUAUUUUGGAAAGGGAAUUGGCUCUGUCUGGACAGACACAUUUCACUGUAAUGGGCAUGAGCCUCAUUUAUGGCAUUGCCCUGUUACUGCCCUGGGGGCCUCUAAGUGCUCACACGACAAUGAUGCCAGUGUGAUUUGCUCAGGUCGUUCAGAAUCGCUCAGACUGAUGAAUGGAGAGAGCCGAUGCGAUGGGAGAGUUGAGAUUUCCCUCCAUGGUGUGUGGAGCAGAGUGCUGGAUGAUCAGUGGGACAUGAAUGAUGCCACCGUGGUGUGCAGGCAGCUCGAGUGCGGAGUCGCUGAGAAAGCUUAUAACCUCCCUAAGACUGAGCAAGGAACAGGCCCCGUGGGGCUGAGAAGGGUCCAGUGUGCAGGAAACGAGAGUAAUCUGACACUCUGCAUCAUCUCCACGUCUGAGACAGAGCAGCCAGGAAUUGCUGAGGAUGUCGGCGUCGUUUGCUCAGGGAGCAGGCGGAUCAGACUGGUGAAUGGGGCAGGUCGCUGUGCCGGGAGAGUGGAGAUUUAUUACAAUGGCAGCUGGGGGACAGUCUGUGAUGAUUCCUGGGAUCUGUCAGACUCCAAUGUCAUUUGCAAGCAACUGGGAUGUGGACACGCCAUCAAUGCAACUGUCUCUGCUCAUUAUGGGCAAGGAUCUGGGCAGAUCUGGCUGGAUGAUGUGAACUGCUCUGGGAACGAAUCCAAUCUCUGGGACUGUCCUUCCAGAGGCUGGGGCCAGCACAACUGCAGACACAAAGAGGAUGCAGGAGUUCUCUGCUCAGAAUUCACGGAUCUGAGACUGGUGAGUGGCAGUGACUGUGCUGGGCGACUGGAGGUUUUCUACAAUGGGAUUUGGGGCAGUGUUUGCAACAGUCCUAUGGAUGCCGUCACCAUGGCACUUAUAUGCAAACACUUGGACUGUGGAGACAGAGGGACACUUUUGACAGAGUUAAAACAUGGAAGCGGCUCUGGCCCUACCUGGGUGGAUGGUGUUCGGUGUGAUAAGCAGCACAUCUCCCUUUGGCAAUGCCCAUCAGACCCUUGGAAACAACAAUCGUGUAGCAGAGGAGAAGAAACCCAUAUUGCUUGUGAAGGAAGGAAAGGGAAACCUACCAAAUGCCCGAACUCUACAAGCUGUACAGACCAGGAGAAGUUACGUGUCGUGGGAGGAGAGGACAGAUGCUUGGGCAGAGUGGAGGUUUGGUACCGUGGCUCCUGGGGAACAGUUUGUGGUGACUCCUGGGACAUGGCAGAUGCUAAUGUUGUGUGUAAACAACUGGGCUGUGGAACUGCUGUAUCUGCCCUGGGCGAGGCUGCAUUCGGUGAGGGGACUGGUCCCAUCUGGGUAGAGAAGGUGAACUGCAGAGGGACAGAGUCAUCUCUCUGGGACUGUUGUUCCAAGUCCUGGGGUGAGAGUAACUGUGACCAUAAGGAAGAUGCUGCUGUGAAUUGUUCAGGUGUGACACAGACAACAGAUUCACCAAAUAUCCCAGCUCCCCCUCGCCGUCCUCUGUCCUCUGACAGUGGGAGAGUCACGGUGCCCGUGGUCGUCUGCAUUAUCCUGGGGGCCCUGCUCUGCCUGGUCCUAAUCAUCCUGGGGGCGCAGGUGCGAAGUGCCAGGGCACAGCGCAGAGGCUCCAGAAGACCCUUGGAUCCCUUCUCUGAGGCCGUGUACGAGGAGAUUGACUAUAACCUGAUGAGAGAGAAGCAGGAGAUAAACCACAGCAUCUCCUAUUCAGAUGACUCAGUGACGAAGCUGCAGUAUUACACCGGGGACAGCGAGGGGGAAAACGAUCCUGGAUCAGAACAAGAUGGAGUUUCCCCAGAGGGGUCUCAGCUGGAUUACGAUAAUGUGGAAGAGCCUGCCCUGAACGACGUCCCCCAGACUCCAGACGGCCGAGAUGCCUCUGCCCUGCCUGGAGAUGUCACAGGGGACGGUUAUGAUGAUGCCAGAGAAGUGUCUGACCCUGAAGGUGACCCUGCUUUGGGGCAGAAUGAUGAGGAAGGCACUGGGGUGAAUGACAGGAACAGAGAUUCACAGACAGGUGGGAGUCGGCACUCGCUAAGGAGUGAAGUUGUCUCUGAGAUGGACAGGGAAACCCAGUUCCCGCUUCCUGGAGACACAGGUUAUGAUGAUGUGGAACAUGUCUCCUAUUCAGAUGGCUCAGUGGCGAAGCUGCAGUAUUACACCGGGGACAGUGAGGGGGAAAAUGAUCCUGGAUCAGAACAAGAGGGAGUUUCCCUGAGAGGGUCUCAGCUGGAUUACGAUAACGUGGAGGAACCUGCCUUGAAUGACGUCCCCCAGACUCCAGACGAUGCCCCUGCCCUGCCUGGAGAUGUCACAGGGAAUGGUUAUGAUGAUGCCAGAGAAGCGUCUGACCCUGAAGAUGACCCUGCUUUGGGGCAGAAUGAUGAGAGAGACACUGGGGCAAAUGACAAAGAUUCACAGACAGGUGGGAGUCGGCACUUGCUAAGGAGUGAAGUUGUCUCUGGAAUGGAGAAGGAAACCCCGUCCCUGCCUCCAGGAGACACAGGUUAUGACGAUGUGGGACAUGGUGACUCUGGGGGUUUAAUAUCAUGACAAUUUGAUUGGACAAAAUAAGCUUGUGAUGAUGUAAUUGCUUCGCCUCUUUCUCUUAGAAAUGAUGCCCAGAGACAGUCCCUUCCUAGU
Messenger RNA from Mauremys mutica (yellowpond turtle), 3210 nucleotides. Its product is annotated as antigen WC1.1-like. Bases 1 to 3120 code for a protein of 1039 amino acids. The record is from RefSeq and is a predicted model, not a curated record. The transcript is spliced from 20 exons. NCBI's taxonomy places the organism in Eukaryota, Metazoa, Chordata, Testudines, Geoemydidae. Gene Ontology annotation, cellular component: membrane.